Pongo pygmaeus (Bornean orangutan) is the source of this 3976-nucleotide messenger RNA. RefSeq names its product poly(ADP-ribose) polymerase family member 9 (gene PARP9). Lineage: Eukaryota; Metazoa; Chordata; Mammalia; Primates; Hominidae. Bases 219 to 2528 code for a protein of 769 amino acids. The record is from RefSeq and is a predicted model, not a curated record. Gene Ontology annotation, cellular component: nucleus; cytoplasm. Gene Ontology annotation, molecular function: ubiquitin-like protein ligase binding; NAD+ poly-ADP-ribosyltransferase activity; transcription corepressor activity. The transcript has 11 exons. Gene Ontology annotation, biological process: negative regulation of gene expression; protein poly-ADP-ribosylation; positive regulation of type II interferon-mediated signaling pathway.
GGCGCGGCCCGCCCUGCCGACUGGGCGCAAAGUUUCAGUUUCGCUUCCCUGGAGGUCCCUCCCUGUUCCCGACAGAGCCGCUUCCCCCUCCUCCCUGUGCUGUCCGCACCGAGGCGAGGGGCCUGCCGGAAGUGGGCCACCAUAUCUGGAAACUACAGUCUAUGCUUUGAAGCGCAAAAGGGAAUAAACAUUUAAAGACUCCCCCGGGGACCUGGAGGAUGGACUUUUCCAUGGUUGCCGGAGCAACAGCUUACAAUGAAAAAUCAGGUAGGAUUACCUCGCUCUCACUCUUGUUUCAGAAAGUCUUUGCUCAGAUCUUUCCUCAGUGGAGAAAGGGGAAUACAAAAGGAGAAUGUCUCCCCUACAAGUGCUCAGAGACUGGCGCUCUUGGAGAAAACUAUAGUUGGCAAAUUCCCAUUAACCACAGUGACUUCAACAUUUUAAAAAAUAAUGAGCGUCAGCUGUGUGAAGUCCUCCAGAAUAAGUUUGGCUGUAUCUCUACCCUGGUCUCUCCAGUUCGGGAAGGCAACAGCAAAUCUCUGCAAGUGUUCAGAAAAAUGCUGACUCCUAGGAUAGAGUUAUCAGUCUGGAAAGAUGACCUCACCACACAUGCUGUUGAUGCUGUGGUGAAUGCAGCCAAUGAAGAUCUUCUACAUGGAGGAGGCCUGGCCCUGGCCCUGGUGAAAGCUGGUGGAUUUGAAAUCCAAGAAGAGAGCAAACAGUUUGUUGCCAGAUAUGGUAAAGUAUCAGCUGGUGAGAUAGCUGUCACGGGAGCAGGGAGGCUUCCCUGCAAACAUAUCAUCCAUGCUGUUGGGCCUCGGUGGAUGGAAUGGGAUACACAGGGAUGUAUUGGAAAGCUGCAGAGGGCCAUUGUAAGUAUUCUGAAUUAUGUCAUCUAUGAAAAUACUCACAUUAAGACAGUAGCAAUUCCAGCCUUGAGCUCUGGGAUUUUUCAGUUCCCUCUGAAUUUGUGUACAACAACUAUUGUAGAGACUAUCCGGGUUAAUUUGCAAGGGAGGCCAAUGAUGAGUAAUUUGAAAGAAAUUCACCUGGUGAGCAAUGAGGACCCUACUGUUGCUGCCUUUAAAGCUGCUUCAGAAUUCAUCCUAGGGAAGAAUGAGCUGGGACAAGAAACCACCCCUUCUUUCAAUGCAAUGGUCGUGAACAACCUGACCCUCCAGAUUGUCCAGGGCCACAUUGAACGGCAGACAGCAGAUGUAAUUGUUAAUUCUGUAAACCCACAUGAUAUUACAGUUGGACCUGUGGCAAAAUCAAUUCUACAACAAGCAGGAGUUGAAAUGAAAUCGGAAUUUCUUGCCACAAAGGCUAAACAGUUUCAACGGUCCCGGUUGGUACUCGUCACAAAAGGAUUUAACUUGUCCUGUAGAUAUAUAUACCAUGUACUGUGGCAUUCAGAAUUUCCUAAACCUCAGGUAUUAAAACAUGCAAUGAAGGAGUGUUUGGAAAAAUGCAUUGAGCAAAAUAUAACUUCCAUUUCCUUUCCUGCCCUUGGGACUGGAAACAUGGAAAUAAAGAAGGAAACAGCAGCAGAGAUUUUGUUUGAUGAAGUUUUAACAUUUGCCAAAGACCAUGUAAAACACCAGUUAACUGUAAAGUUUGUGAUCUUUCCAACAGAUUUGGAGAUAUAUAAGGCUUUCAGUGCUGAAAUGGCAAAGAGGUCCAAGAUGCUGAGUUUGAACAAUUACAGUGUCCCCCAGUCAACCAGAGAGGAGAAAAGAGAAAAUGGGCUUGAAGCUAGAUCUCCUGCCAUCAAUCUGAUGGGAUUCAACAUGGAAGAGGUGUAUGAGGCCCACGCAUGGAUCCAAAGAAUCCUGAGUCUCCAGAACCACCACAUCAUUGAGAAUAAUCAUAUUCUGUACCUUGGGAGAAAGGAACAUGACAUUUUGUCUCAGCUUCAGAAAACUUCAAGUGUCUCCAUCACAGAAAUUAUCAGCCCAGGAAGGACAGAGUUAGAGAUUGAAGGAGCCCAGGCUGACCUCAUUGAGGUGGUUAUGAACAUUGAAGAUAUGCUUUGUAAAGUACAGGAGGAAGUGGCAAGGAAAAAGGAGCGAGGCCUUUGGCGCUUGUUAGGACGGCGGACUAAUCAGCAACAAAAAACCCAAGACGAAAUGAAAGAAAAUAUCAUAUUUCUGAAAUAUCCUGCGCCUCCAACUCAAGAGCUUCUAGAUCAAAAGAAACAGUUUGAAAAAUGUGGUUUGCAGGUUAUGAAGGUAGAGAAGAUAGACAAUGAGGUCCUUAUGGCUGCCUUUCAAAGAAAGAAGAAAAUGAUGGAAGAAAAACUGCACAGGCAACCUGUGAGCCAUAGGCUGUUUCAGCAAGUCCCAUACCAGUUCUGCAAUGUGGUAUGCAGAGUUGGCUUUCAAAGAAUGUACUCAGUACCUUGCGAGAUUGGGUCUCACUGUGUUGCCCAGGCUAGUCUCAAACUCCUGACCUCCACCAAUCCUCCUGCCUUGGCCUCCCAAAGUGCUGGGAUUACAGACAUGAGCCACUCAGCCUGGAAGUUUUAAACGACAUGUGUGACUCGUAGUACGUUUCUAUUGUUCAGUGCUGCUCUUGAGCCUAAAAGUGUUUGGUUAUGUCCCACAUAAAGAAAGAGAGGGAGGAAAUGAAAGGAAAAAAGGAAAGGAAGGAAGGAUAAUAUGGCAUCAAAGAAGGUAUAAUUUUUUUCCCUCUAAGUGAGGUCAGAAAGGGCAUUGAACAGGGAUUACUUUGAGAUCCAGAAUUUGGCCCUCAGCCUCCUGAGUGUUUUUAAUACCCCAAAGAAGAUAAUACAGAUCACAAGCAAUGUGUCAGAAUGGAGAGUACUUAUUUCUAGUGGUGGGAAUAGGGCAUAUCUUCCUUAGUAUCACAGUCCCCAGAGUGCCUGAUGGGUGGAAAGUUGCCUGGUGAGCAUGGACCUAGAUAACAUGCACGUGGAGAUUCUUCAUGAGGUAUUGUGCUAACCCAUGGAGAGUACACAAUAUCCUCCUGGUGACUAGAAUGCGUCUGUCCUUCCAAAUCCAGGAGUGCUUUUCCUAAACAAUGAAGUAUGCACGCUGACAUUUUAUAUACUCCACAUUCCCCUUGACAUAUUUUUCUUUUUCUUUCCUUUUUUUUUUUUUGAGACAGGGCCUUACUUUGUCACCCAGGUUGGAGUGCAGUGGCACCAUCACAGCUCACUGCAACCUCAACCUCCUGAGUUCAAUCAGUCCUCCCACCUCAGCCUCCUGAGUAGCUAUGAUUACAGGUGUGCACCACCACGCCCGGUUAAUUUUUGUAUUUUUUGUGGGGAUAGGGUUUUGCCAUGUUGCCCAUACUGGGCUUAAGCGAUCCACCCACUUUGGCCUCCCAAAGUGCUGGGAUUACAGGUGUGUACCACCGGGCCCAGAUGACAUAUUUUUCUUGUAAUGCUGUUCAUGAGGUUAGGAGGCACUCUGUCUUCUCUUAUUAGAUGCUAUUUUCAAACCAUCUUCUUGAGAGUUCUGGAAAUAUCCCUAUUUGUAGCAUGUAGAAGUCAGACAAUGUUCUUUUUUUUUUUUUUUUUUUUGAGACGGAGUCUAGCUGUGUCGUCCAGGCUGGAGUGCAGUGGUGCAACCUCGGCUCACUGCAAGCUCCACCUCCUGGGUUCAUGCUAUUCUCCUGCCUCAGCCUCCGGAGUAGCUGGGACUACAGGCGCCCCUGACUGCGCCUAGCUAAUUUUUUUUUAUUUUUUUUAGUAGAGACGGGGUUUCACCGUGUUAGCCAGGCUGGUGUCCAUCUCCUGACCUCGUGAUCCGCCCGCCUCGGCCUCCCAAAGUGCUGGGAUUACAGGCGUGAGCCACCGCGCCCGGCCAAAGUCAGACAAUGUUCUAAGUGAAACAGAACCUUCCUUUUGUUAUGCUCUGUCAGCUACUUAGUUGAUAAUACUGACUUGAAUCUAAGUUCUUUGAAUCUCAGAUCUUUGUCUUUUACGUGGAGUUACUACCCAAAUCACAGA